Molecule: messenger RNA, 1314 nt
Organism: Porites evermanni
Lineage: Eukaryota; Metazoa; Cnidaria; Anthozoa; Scleractinia; Poritidae
Source: the annotation of a GenBank genome assembly
AUGAAGUCAUUUAGAAAUCCAAGAUAUUUAGAUAGAUAUGAAGAUGUUGUAUUUGACCUGGAACAGUCUUUAGAUACAGCUCCAGCAAAUAACGCUCACCAAACUAAAACAGGUCUUAGAUUUGUUGCUGAUAAUACAGGAGAAACUACUCCUUUUGAUUGGUAUAACGCCAGACUAUCAAUGGAUUUUAAAGUAAAUAAGCUAGCAGAUGGAGCAAACAUUGCUGUUGCUGACCAUAACGGAAUUGUAAAUGGUAGUAACUCAUUUAUAGAAAAAUUAAGUAUCCUAGCAAAUGGUAGAGAAGUUUAUAGUUGUAAUUAUGCAAAUCAUGUUGUAAAUAUUAAAAAUCUUCUUGAGUAUAAUCCUUCAUAUGCUGAGAGUGUUGCUGCAAAUGAAUUUUAUUUUCUUGAUACAUCAAGAAAUGCAGAGGAAAGAGAAUUUGAAGUUAGUGGCACAAAUCAGUUAGCUAAAAGAAAAGCAACUUAUAAUAAAGGCUUUCAUUCAAGAAAAUUACUUCUGGGUGCAUCAGCCACAGUAAACUGUGAAAUUCCUCUUAAUAGAUAUUCUUUCUUUGAAGCAUUGGAAGACAAAUUACUUCCAAAUACAAAAAUUGAGUUAAACAUUGAAAUUGAAAAAGAUGCAAAUUUAAUUUUUCAAGCAGCUGAUAAUUGUAGAGUUAUUAUAACAAGACUACAACUUUUUAUUCCAAAACUUACGUUUAAUUCAGAAGGACAAAAGUUGUACAUGGAGAAUUAUCUUAAACCUUACAAAUGGGCAUAUUUGAAUGAAGUAGUUGAAAGAUCAAAUAAUUCACAGCAACAGACAGGACAUUUUAGAAUUACAAAUGCUAUUUCAAAACCACGCCAUGUUUUUGUUUUUGGAAUUAAUACAGCAAGAAUUGAUGCACAAACAGCAAAUCCAUUUUUAUACGACACUUUUAAUUUACCAAAUACUGCUAAUAUAUCAAGAUGUUAUCUAGAAGUAGCAAAUGGAAACGAAUACCCAGAUAUUCACUUUAAACCUUCUACAGAUAUGUCAAGAGUUUUUAGAAAUGUAAUGUCAUACGUCUAUGCAAAUAAUGAUUACCAAGGUGGGACAUUACUUAAUAUAAAUAAUUUCAAAUCUUUAUUUCCUUUUGUUUAUUUUGACCUGACAAAACAAAAAAUGGAUAUCAAAGAUGGUGUUACAAAAUUAGCAUUUCAUUACGAAUUAAGUGCUAAUCCAAACGCUGAUUAUAAUAUUUAUGCAUUAGUCUUACAUGAAAGAAUAGCAGAAAUAUCACAACAAGAUGGAAAACUAUUGCUAAGAGCUUAA